GACCCUCCGCGCCUCAGUUACACUCCACAACUUGCGUCGAAGUGACGUGAUCACUUUAUACGUGUUGUUGUUAUUCAUUGACUUUAAACCAUAUAUUUUAUUAUCCGUGUAAGUGACAAUGCCGCGACCUUCGCGCGAAUCAUAUGGUGACCAAAAACCACCGUACUCCUAUAUUUCGUUAACAGCCAUGGCGAUCUGGAGCUCACCGGAGCGCAUGCUGCCGCUGUCGGAGAUCUAUCGGUUCAUCACGGACAGGUUCCCGUAUUACCGGCGCAACACUCAGCGCUGGCAGAACUCACUGCGGCACAACCUCUCGUUCAAUGACUGCUUCGUGAAGGUGCCGCGCCGCCCGGACCGGCCCGGCAAGGGCGCCUACUGGACGCUGCACCCGCAGGCUUUUGACAUGUUCGAGAAUGGAUCACUUCUCAGGAGACGCAAGCGCUUCAAGCUGCAAAAGGGAGAAAAAGAUAAUCUAAACGCAGAAUUAGCAGCUCUUGCAAGUUUUAAUAGAGCGUUUUUGGCUCGGCAAGCAAGCGCACCACCUCCACCGCCAGUUUUACCCAGUGCUAGUUUAUACACACCAUCAAUGUGCCCUCAAUUGAGUCCUGAACCGGCGGAAUUGCCAGAAGUUACAACAAUGACGAUAUUACCACGUGAAAGACCCCGACGGGCGUUUACAAUUGAUGCAUUAUUGGAACCCGAACCGCCAAGGCUGUCACCUUCCCCUCCUCAGCCAGUACUGGCGAUACAACCCAUUCCGAGGCUGGAGCUGUCGAUGCAGUCUCACUACAUGGUAGCUGCACAACGAUACCACGCAGAGCUGCUCCAGGCAGCAGCGCACGCGCUGCGCCCUUGCUAUCUGCCGCCGCCGCCUCUACCCGUCGCGUGACAUCAUCGCUCUUUUGUCAGCUGCCCCAAUAUUUCGUGCAAUGCUAGAUUGUAAGUACAUUUAAUUCUAUAAAGGGCAUCCUACUUAUGCAAAAUGAUGCAAGAAUCAUUUUCCAUUUAUUAAACCCAAUUGUUUUGUUGAUAAACAAAGGUCAUCUAAACAAACCUACUUACUUGGGUAUUAUGCUGAAGCAAUGAAGUAUAUGAAUUGAGACGACGUUAAACAUUAUGUGGAGGCCUAAAUGUUAAUAACAUGUCGGCCUGGCAUUUACCUAAUUCACGAAUAGAAAAUAUGAUUUAGCGAUCUCAUAAUUAGGUAAUUGUAGGUAAUUAUCAAAGUAGUCGUAAUUGAUAGUGUGUAUUUAUUGAAUCAAUAGGUGAUGUUGUGAGAAUAACAUGUAUGUACGCAUAUUUUGUUUAUGGCAUAGCAUAGCUAGAUCACAGUGAUCUGUUCUUUUUUUAUGCAACUUAGAAUGCCAAACAAGCUAACGGCCCACCUGAUAGAAAGUGGUAACCGUCGCCUAUAAACAUGAAAAGUACCAUGAAUGUAAAAGAUAUAUAGAGAUUUCGCUGCCGGAAAGCACAUAAUUAAGUAUGUCUCGAGAGAAAGAUACAUAAAUAUUUUGUUUUGUAAAUAGGUUUUCUUAUAAUUAAAACAUUGUACUGUACGCUAAUCGCUACAGAAUGUUGUUAUCCGUUAAGAUUGUUAUUUAUUUUAGCUAAGAUUUAUUAACAUUUAAUUUUAUUAUUUUUAUAAAAGUUUCUACUACUAUUAUCUUUGUAAAUAUGGUUCUAGUUGUUGUAUCUAUUGAAUAGAAAUAUUAAAUUGAA
Galleria mellonella (greater wax moth) is the source of this 1719-nucleotide messenger RNA. Its product is annotated as fork head domain-containing protein FD4-like. Gene Ontology annotation, biological process: anatomical structure morphogenesis; regulation of transcription by RNA polymerase II; cell differentiation. The transcript has a single exon. Gene Ontology annotation, molecular function: DNA-binding transcription factor activity, RNA polymerase II-specific; RNA polymerase II cis-regulatory region sequence-specific DNA binding. Lineage: Eukaryota; Metazoa; Arthropoda; Insecta; Lepidoptera; Pyralidae. The coding region runs from base 119 to 889 and encodes 256 amino acids. The record is from RefSeq and is a predicted model, not a curated record.